GCAGCAGGCGAUCAGGAGGCGGAGGAGGAGGAGGAGGAGGAGAGGAGAGGAGAGGAGAUUACCUUCAUCAACAGCAGCAUGGAGCUUCGGGAGCGCUGCGCUCUCUGACCGCGCGUCUUCACACCCUUUCAGCCGAGACCACUACCCAAACGCACACAUGCAGGUUAUGCCACCCCACAGGCUGACUGCAAACCCAACAGUCAAAGAGAAGGGCUGAUCUCAGACCCCCACACACUUCUGCUGCUGUGCCCCUCCCUGUCCCCAUGGCGACAGGAGGCUAUGUCCCUGAGAAAGAUGUUUUGAUCAACCUGCAUCAGGUUCUGACUGAGGAGGAGAAGGGCUCCACAGAAGGGCUAGAGGAUGAAGACUGGGAUAGGGCUUUGUCUGUGGAGCGUUUUGGGGACAUCAUUACAGAGUCUGGCAUGAAUGGUGCAGACAAAAUGGGUCGCAGCUACAAUGAAAAGGACUUUGAAUACCACCGCCACACGUUCCACCACACACACCACCCACUGUCCACCCACCUGCCCCCACAGCGCUUCAGGAAGAGGGUGCUCAGCAUGGAGCGUCGACGCAAGAAGAAACGCAGGAAAAAAAAGAUGUCUAUGCCACCCUCUGACGUCACGCCCACCAUCCACGAAGUAGAUGAGGAGGAAUCUGAGCCAGACGUGCAGGGCCAAGACACCACACCCACUGAGCCCCCUGAACAACAGAUGCAGUUUAGUUUGGGAAGUGAGGGGGUGAUGAUGCCAUCUGUUCCUCUCCCCACAUUUCACUUGGAGAAUGAGAGACCAUCGAGCCCUGAACUGCCCCUCACUAGACCUGCAGAAGUACAUGAGAAGGAAGCACAUGACAAACAAGAAGAGGAAGAAGAUGAGGAGGAUGAAGCCUCGAAUAAGAUUAGUCCACCUUUAGAGCUAGCCAACAUCCCAACACGGGCCUGGUUCUGCCGGAAACCAGUUCACCGUCUGAGUGGAGCCCAGCGCACCAACUACGACUUGAGAGAACGCAUUUGCAUAGGCAGCAUGACUGCCAUGGAGACUGCCGUUUAUCAAAAAGUGCCCACGGACGAAGCAGAAGCUCAGAUGCUCGCCACUGUCGACCUGGAUGACAUGAAGAGUCACCGGUUUGAAGACAACCCUGGAGUAAGACGACACUUGGUCAAGAAGUCAUCUCGUUGUCAGGUUACUCGGGCAAACAACGGCUCUCCUUCUCUUUCUAGCCUGAAGAAGAGGAAGAAGAUAGACAAAAAGACACAUGAGGUCUUUGUAGAGCUAAACGAGCUGAUUGUGGACAAGAACCAGGAGAUGCGCUGGAAGGAGACGGCUCGUUGGAUUAAGUUUGAGGAGGAUGUUGAGGAAGAUACGGACCGCUGGGGCAAACCUCACGUGGCCUCACUGUCUUUCCGGAGCCUGCUUGAACUCCGCAGGACCAUCACACAUGGUGCCAUAAUGUUAGACCUGGACCAGACAACCCUUCCUGGAAUUGCACACUUGCUGGUGGAAACCAUGAUCAUCUCAGACCAGAUCAGAGCUGAGGACCGCGCCAAUGUGCUACGUGCAUUAUUGCUGAAACACAGUCACCCGAAUGAUGAGAAGGAGGGCCGUUUCCACCGAAACCAUUCAAUCACCAGCUUGGGCAGCUUGCGUCAUAACCACAACCAUGUUCAUGACACAAGCUUGCCGCUUGUGGCCCAGGACCAUGACACAAAAUCACCAGAGCACGAGAAAGAGAAAAACCUGCACCCCGUUCCUGCAGAGGCACACGCUGCAACCAGAUCUAUGAAACUGCUGGCAAAGAUCCCCAAGGAUGCUGAGGCCACAGUGGUUUUAGUGGGCUGUGUGGAGUUUCUGGAGCAGCCUGCAAUGGCAUUUGUGCGCCUGAAUGAAGCAGUCCUCUUGGAAUCAGUUCUGGAGGUUCCAGUUCCUGUGCGCUUUAUUUUUGUGCUACUGGGUCCAUCACAGGGUAACAUGGACUAUCAUGAAAUUGGACGUUCCUUCUCCACACUCAUGUCCGAUAAAAACUUCCAUGAAGUGGCCUACUUUGCUGAUGACCGUCAGGAUCUACUGAAUGGCAUUAAUGAGUUCUUGGACUGUAGCAUUGUGAUUCCCCCCUCAGACGUAGAGGGCAAGGACCUUCUGAAGACGGUGGCCUCCUUCCAGAAGCAGAUGCUUCGCAAGCGCAAGGAGAGAGAGAAUAAGAAGAGCAUGACUGGAGUGGCAGGACCUAAUCAGGAGACCAAAUAUCUCAGUCAAGAUGAUCAGGAGGAUGAGGAACUGGAGGUGGACCCACUCAAACGCUCUGGGAUACCAUUUGGAGGACUUAUCCAUGAUAUUCGACGCCGCUACCCACACUAUCUAAGCGAUCUGAAGGAUGCAGUAGAUACGCAGUGUAUCGCCGCUGUGAUUUUCAUUUACUUUGCUGCCCUCUCACCAACCAUCACUUUUGGAGGACUGCUUGGAGAGAAGACUCAAGGUAUGAUGGGGGUGUCUGAGCUCAUUAUCUCGACAUCAGCGGUCGGGGUUCUGUUUUCCCUGCUGGCAGGACAGCCACUGCUCAUUAUAGGCUUCUCUGGGCCUCUUCUGGUAUUUGAGGAGGCCUUCUACAAGUUUUGCCAGGCACAGGGCUUCGAGUACCUCACGGGUCGAGUGUGGAUCGGCUUCUGGCUCAUUUUUAUUGUUCUGGUGAUUGUAGCGGCAGAAGGCAGCUUCCUUGUGCGUUAUAUCUCACCCUUCACUCAGGAGAUCUUUGCCUUUCUUAUUUCUCUCAUCUUUAUUUUUGAGACCUUCUCCAAACUCUUCAAGGUAUUCCAGGAACACCCUCUGAUGAAGAGCUACCCAGUCUCUCCAGACCUCCCUGUGUAUGGACCCACAGAAUCAGAAAAUCUUGUUCAGACUGCAAGUCCUCUUCUAAACCAGCCCAACACUGCCCUACUCUCCCUUGUGCUCAUGCUGGGAACCUUCUUUGUGGCCUUCUUCCUUCGAAAAUUCCGCAAUAGCCGCUUCCUUGGUGGCAAGGUCAGGAGAAUUAUCGGAGAUUUUGGCAUACCCAUCUCUAUUCUGCUAUCUGUAGUCGUGGACCUCUGCAUCCCUGAAACUUACACGCAGAAACUGAACGUGCCCUCUGGUUUCUCGGUCACAUCUCCCGACAAACGAGGCUGGUUCAUCAACCCAUUUGGAGACAAACAGGCCUUCCCCACAUGGAUGAUGGGAGCGUCUGUAGUGCCCGCCCUUCUCGUCUUCAUCCUCAUCUUCAUGGAAACGCAGAUUACAACGCUGAUAGUAAAUAAGAAAGAGCGUCGCUUGCUGAAGGGUUCAGGUUUCCACUUGGAUCUGCUGCUGAUCGUGAUACUGGGUGCUCUCUGCCCACUCUUCGGUCUGCCAUGGCUGACAGCUGCCACUGUGCGUUCUGUCACUCAUGUAAAUGCUCUGACAGUAAUGAGCAAAGCUACAGCUCCUGGAGAAAAGCCCAUGAUCCAGGAGGUUAAAGAGCAGAGACUAACUGGGAUGUUUGUGUCCAUUCUUGUGGGCAUGUCCAUUGUGAUGACAGAUGUGCUGCGGCAUAUUCCUCUGGCUGUGCUUUUUGGUAUUUUUCUGUACAUGGGCAUCACCUCCCUGACUGGCAUCCAGCUCUAUGAGCGCAUCACACUCAUGGUCACACCUGCAAAACACCAUCCUGAUCACAACUAUGUCACUAAAGUGAAAACAUGGCGUAUGAACAUGUUCACAAUAAUCCAGUUGUUAUGUAUUGCGCUCUUGUGGGUGGUGAAGUCCACUGUGGUAUCCCUGGCUUUCCCCUUCAUUCUCAUCAUGACCGUGCCGCUGCGCAGACUCAUCCUUACUAGGAUCUUCGAGGAGAGGGAGCUGGCAGCUUUGGACGCAGAUGAGGAUUCACCCAAUUUUGACGAAGAUGGUCGUGACGAGUAUAAUGAGAUUCACAUGCUUGUGUAAACCCUGGUCUCCAGUGACAGGAAAAAAACCCUGGGUAAAGGUGACACUGGCCAUGAUGUAUGAUGAUGAACUCAGAUAAUCUUCUUAAGAAUUGUGUAAUGUGUAUAUUCAAACAUUGUACUUAUUCUGUGUAAAAUGGAGAUAUUCAUGCCAGAGAUUCAAAGAAUUUAGCUACUUUGUGUGGUUGUUAUUCCUAUUUAUUUGUUAUAGAAUUUUUACAUUUUUCUUCAUAAGUGGUCUCCCUAAAACUUGAUGAUGUCUAGUGUUUCAUAGUCCUUGGCUCAGCACGGUAUACUGCUUUAGCAGCAGUAACACACACAUUUUACCUCAUGAAGUGUUUGUUAAUGAGCUGAUGAGGUGAGUUUAUUGUGUGAAAGCAGGUGAAUUGCUAAAAUAUAAGGACUCUGGAACAAGGAUCUCUGAACACUACACCAUGGAUCCCACAAUGGACCAUGCACCGUAAACUGCUGUAUAAAGUCAGGAUUCCCUGAAUGCACUGCAUUUAGCAGCCGACUUGUUGUCAGCCUUUUCACCAGUGGUGUACUGUAAGUACUGGCCAGAGAAUCCGGAUGAUUUUCAGUAAUAGUAACAUCCAUCUGAGAACCCAACAGGUUUUAAAAAAACAUUCUGUGAAUUUCCAUUUUUUUUUUUGUAUGUAGUGUUAUAAAAUGCUGUCAUGAAGACACUAAGUGAGAUUUCUUCUUAUAUAUCGUAAUAUCUAAGCUUUUUAUUUAUUUGAUGUUAUUUAUUUGCUGUAAAGCACAAAGUUUUCUUCAGAUCAGCACUUACUUGUUUAAUUUGCAAUGACAUGCGGAUGCCAUGAAAGAAUCAGCAAGAGACAUUAGUAUGGACCCUUAUACUUUCCUAAACUUUUUCUUUUUUGUUCAUAAUAACAUUUGUGUUCACAAUAA
Tachysurus fulvidraco (yellow catfish) is the source of this 4858-nucleotide messenger RNA. RefSeq names its product solute carrier family 4 member 3 (gene slc4a3). Gene Ontology annotation, cellular component: plasma membrane. The coding region runs from base 264 to 3947 and encodes 1227 amino acids. Lineage: Eukaryota; Metazoa; Chordata; Actinopteri; Siluriformes; Bagridae. The transcript has 23 exons. Gene Ontology annotation, molecular function: solute:inorganic anion antiporter activity; monoatomic anion transmembrane transporter activity. Gene Ontology annotation, biological process: regulation of intracellular pH; bicarbonate transport; transmembrane transport. The record is from RefSeq and is a predicted model, not a curated record.